Messenger RNA from Giardia duodenalis, 606 nucleotides. RefSeq lists its product as uncharacterized. The transcript has a single exon. The record is from RefSeq and is a predicted model, not a curated record. The coding region runs from base 1 to 606 and encodes 201 amino acids. Lineage: Eukaryota; Fornicata; Diplomonadida; Hexamitidae.
AUGGCUCUGUACAUAAGCAAUCUUGAAGAGGAUAUAACAGGCGCCGUUUUGCUUACGUUUCUGAAAGAUGCUGGCAUUCCUGUAAACGAUGUGUCUAUUGCGAAGAACCAGAACGCCGAGCAUCAAUUUGUUCUCUCCUGUUCUCAAGACACAGCAGAGUUAAUUAUGAGGCUUAAUCGGUGCUGCAUCUAUUACAGGGAGAUGCAAAUAAUAUCCACUGAUGGUACACAAAAGGCCUCGAGAGCCUUUUUCAAGUCACUUGUUAACGGUACCGACGGGCCAAAGCCUGCGUCCAUCGACUCUCUGCUGUCCCUGCUGAGGGAAGGGGGCGCGGUAGUUCACAGUAGCACCCCUGGAAGUGCCAUAGGACUCACUCCAGAGGCCGUCAUGGCCAUCUACCAAAACUUCGGACCAAUUCUGGCCCUGGUCUACCCUGCAGCCCAGGCUAAGCGAGGCAUGUGGUACCUUGUCUACGCCACAGAAGCUGCAACAGACACCUUGUUAGCAUCUCCACCGCUUUCUCUGGGGGGAGUAGUCAUUACCUGGAAAAAAAGAAAUCUUGCACAGCUCAUUGACGUGCUCAAUGACUCAACUGGAAAUAAAUGA